AUGGGCACCCAGCAGGCCCGGGUGGCUCCGGUGAUCCUGCAGUGUGGCCCCUACCUCCUGCUGGCCGCGGAAAUCCCACCCGCUCUCAGCCGAAGCCCAGCCUCCAGGAAACCCCCGCGCUGCUCGGCCCACUUCCUCCAGCCAGCCACGCCGCCGGUUCCGGAUGAAGCCGUGGUCAGGCAGAGGGUCCCCCGGAGGUGCUGGAAGGUUGGCAGGCUCCGCCAUGGAAAGAAAGUCCAUGCUGUUGCCAUCAGCGGCUCGACUCACCACGUGUACACGUGUGGCCACGGCUACAUUAAGGUCUGGGAUGAGAGCGCUCUGCAUGCCUGCAACAAGGCCUCGCAGGCCCAGCUGGACUUGCAGGACCAUCAGAACUGCGUCCUCGCCUGCAAGCUGUUCCCCGACGGGCAGCGCCUCAUCACUGGGGGUCUGUCCUGGAACCUGACGCUGUGGGAUCUGGCACCCACACCCCGUGUCAGGGCACAGCUGGCCUCCACGGGCCCCAUGUGCUAUUCCCUGGCGCUCUCCUCCAAUGCCCAGAUCUGCUUGGCUUGUUUCAAAGGAUUUGUCGAGAUUUGGGAUUUGCAGAACCAAAUCUUGAUCAGGAAGCAUGAGGUGCCCGAAUAUGGGUCCCGCUGUGUGGACAUCGCAGGCAGUAAGUUCUGGACAGGAGGAGAAGACACCAGACUAUAUUCCUGGGACCUGAGGUGCUACCAGAGGUUGCAGCAGCACGAAUUACGGCCAGAGAUCCUCAGCAUUACCCAUGACCCCAGUGAGGAGUGAGUGCUAGUAGGCCUGAGGACAAGCAAUAUCAUCAUUCUCCACACGCACCGGAGGGAGAAGUUUAAGGCAGUCCUUCAUAAAUAUGUCAACCACCACAACCUCCAGUUUGCCUCCUGUGGGAGCUAUUUUGUGACCGCACUGGACGAGGCGAUCCACUGCAUAGCUGCACCUUCUCUGCAAAGGUUGUUUCAGGUAGAGGAGCCUAUGGAUGUCCUGUGUUGUGAUGUAUCUUCUGACAACCAGUAUCUGGUCACGGGCUCCGAGAACAGUGCCACGGUUUACCAGCUCUUGUACUGAAGUUUGCGUGCCGUGUUCCUGCUGGUGAAGACCCAGAGGAGGCCGGCAGGCUGAGGGGAGGGCAGCCUCCGCGGCCCCGAUAGCAUUGCCUGACCCUUGGUGGCCGGGCCUCUGUCCAUUCCCUCCCCCCAGGACACGCCUCGCCUGUGUGCGCAGGUUUUUAUGAUACGGCGUAGGGGUUUUUCCUCUGUUAGUAUUCUUACCACUGAUUUCUGGGUUUGGGUGGGGAAACUUGCCUUUAUAAUUAACAAAAUAGAAGAGCAAAAACCAAA
This is a messenger RNA of Neomonachus schauinslandi (Hawaiian monk seal), 1352 nucleotides long. RefSeq names its product TLE family member 7 (gene TLE7). NCBI's taxonomy places the organism in Eukaryota, Metazoa, Chordata, Mammalia, Carnivora, Phocidae. The transcript is spliced from 8 exons. Gene Ontology annotation, biological process: regulation of DNA-templated transcription; negative regulation of canonical Wnt signaling pathway. The record is from RefSeq and is a predicted model, not a curated record. Gene Ontology annotation, cellular component: transcription regulator complex; nucleus. Gene Ontology annotation, molecular function: protein binding; transcription corepressor activity.